CUCCACCACCCCAAUCUCACCACCCCAAUCCCAUCACCCCAACCCAUCACCCCAACCCCAUCACUCCAACCAUCACCCCGCCCUUCCCUCCCCACCCCACAGCCGCGCCCACGCCGCAAAAGCCCGCUGCCAGCACUUCGCUCCCUGCUGUUUCCACUUUAA
Balearica regulorum gibbericeps (East African grey crowned-crane) is the source of this 162-nucleotide messenger RNA. The record is from RefSeq and is a predicted model, not a curated record. NCBI's taxonomy places the organism in Eukaryota, Metazoa, Chordata, Aves, Gruiformes, Gruidae.